This is a messenger RNA of Labeo rohita (rohu), 3785 nucleotides long. Its product is annotated as zinc finger and BTB domain-containing protein 7C. NCBI's taxonomy places the organism in Eukaryota, Metazoa, Chordata, Actinopteri, Cypriniformes, Cyprinidae. Bases 319 to 2211 code for a protein of 630 amino acids. The transcript is spliced from 4 exons. Gene Ontology annotation, molecular function: RNA polymerase II cis-regulatory region sequence-specific DNA binding; DNA-binding transcription factor activity, RNA polymerase II-specific; protein binding. Gene Ontology annotation, biological process: regulation of transcription by RNA polymerase II. The record is from RefSeq and is a predicted model, not a curated record.
UCUCUCCCCCUGUCGCUCUCUCUCUCUCGUCUGUGUUCACUUUCACAUGUUUGAGUCGGAGGAUAGCAGUCUGUUUCCUGACACGCAGAGACUUCUCUCCAAGACGCAACUCCGCCAGCAACACCUAAAGUUGGAUGCUCGGCUGUGCUUUUUGUGAAUGGAGAGGAGACGCUCGGGCAGACGGGAUGGACAGACGUCUUUGCGUCCCUCAGAGACGGAGAUGAGACAGGCUCGGAUCUGAAACGACACUUAAGAGCUGGAAUAAAUCACACGUACAGUUACACACACCUGAGGAUCUGGACGGAUUCCUCUGUGAGGAUGGCACACACAGACGAGGACCUGAUUGGAAUCCCCUUCCCAAACCACAGCAAUGACGUCCUGUGCAGUCUUAACGAGCAGCGCCGGGAUGGCCUGCUUUGCGACGUCAUCCUAGUGGUCCGUGACCAGGAGUACCGCACCCAUCGCUCCGUCCUGGCCGCAUGCAGCCAGUACUUCAAAAAACUCUUCACAGUGGCCACCGGCUCCAGCCGGGACUCCAACCAGCACUCCGUCUACGAGCUGGACUUCGUGGCGCCUGAAUCGCUCACGGCCAUUCUGGAGUUCGCAUACACGUCAACGCUGACCGUCACGGCAUCCAACGUUAAGGAGAUCCUAAGCGCCGCGAGGCUUUUGGAAAUUCCCUGCAUUAUAAACGUGUGUUUGGAAAUCAUGGACACGGGAGGAGGAGAACCAGGAGGAGGAGGUGGAGAAGGACCUCCGGAAGGAGAGGAGUUUGAGGGGGAUGAUGAGGAAGAUGAGGAUGAAGAGGAUGAGGAGGAAAUGGAGGAGGAGGUCGACUCCAAAGACGGAGAAUUUGAGGACAACAAUAGCGAGAAAUCCACACAAGGGGCAGAAAACCGAGAGGAACCAAAAGUUUGGGAAGACAGAAGAACGGACAGCCCACCUUGUAGCUCUCAACAAGGGGCGCCGGACCGGGAUGGCCAAGAAUUCCAAAGACGCCAAUCGGACACUCCGGAAGCGCAGAAACCUAGAGCGCCGGAGGGAUUGGAGGGCCGGGCGCUGAAGGAUUUCUCAAUAGAGUCCUUACUCCAAGAGGGGCUCUAUCCGAAGGUGCCAGGCUUGGAAAGAGGCGCCGGAUUCUCACCCCUUCUCCCAGGCUUCUAUCCGCCCAUGUGGGCGGCAGAAUUCCCAGGCUACCCUCAGAUUCUGGAGCCCCAUCACCCUUCCCAUCCUUUCCCCAAUGCUUCACUUGAAAACGGUCCUUUGGACCUUGCGGUCAAGAAAGAAGUCAUUAAAGAAGAGUUAAAGGACGAGCCUACGAACCCUAUCCUCCAUAGAGACUUCCUCAAAGACUUCAUGAGUCCAGGGUUGGGAAUAACCUCCGACCCCGCCCUCGGUCCGAUCAAAGAGGGAGCGGAUCUGCGGUCCUACCUGAGUUUUCUGUCCGCCUCCCAUCUCGGGACGCUGUUUCCUCCGUGGCAGCUGGAGGAGGAGAGGAAGAUGAAGCCCAAGGCGUCACAGCAGUGCCCGAUCUGCAACAAGGUGAUUCAAGGAGCGGGAAAGCUGCCACGGCACAUGCGAACACACACCGGAGAGAAGCCCUACAUGUGCACCAUCUGUGAGGUCCGCUUCACCAGACAAGACAAGCUGAAGAUUCACAUGCGCAAGCACACCGGCGAGAGGCCGUACAUCUGCCUGCACUGCAACUCUAAGUUCGUUCACAACUACGACCUGAAAAACCACUUGCGCAUCCACACAGGUGUGCGGCCGUACCAAUGCGAGCACUGCUACAAGAGCUUCACACGCUCCGACCACCUGCACCGACACAUCAAGCGGCAGAGCUGCCGCGUCUCACGCCCACGACGAGGCCGAAAGCCCUCCGCCUGGCGGUCAACCAACUUCCUCUUCCCUCCAGAUCCCAACGCCCUCCAACCGGACAGGACCAUGCGGCUUCCCGCCGCUGGCACCGGCGCCCCCUUGCUGGCGAAACAGCAGCCUACGGGAGGAAAAACACCAGAGGACAUCGACGGUGACAACCGGGAGACGGACAGGAAGCUCAUCCCGGAGGAUGUGAACAGGAAGCGGGGCGUGUUUGCUUUCGCCGUGGCGACCGAGGACGUUCUGCCACACCCGCCCUUCUAUUCGGCGACCUCUGACCCCUGGGCCGUGAGACUGGAACGAGCUCCGCCCAUUCCCGAGGCCGCCAAGUGACUUUCGUUCAAUCCUUGAAACAGCUGCUCGCUUCGGACGCCACAAAGUCUUUACGAACCGGGUUCAGACUCUGUAAUAUUAAAUGAGAAUUACAACUUUGUUUGUUCGUUUGUUUCAUAAGUCAGCUUCCAAAUGGGAUGACAGGGAUUUUAAAUACUUUUUAAAUGACUAGAUUUGUUAAUAUCUUGGAUGUGCAUUUGUUAAAGCUGUUUUUGAUGCUUCAGCGUUUGCUAACAAGGGUGAUGCGCUCAUAGACUGUUCAGUGCAAUGGAGUAUGUGAAAAUCGAAUGCAAAAAUUUGACAAUCAGGUAUGCAGAAAGAAAAAAAGUCCUGCUGAAUAAGCUAGAAGCAUUGAUGUUUGCAUUGUAUGAUCUGACAGGUUUUCUAAUUAAAGAGUUUUCACAAGCUAAAUCUAGAUGAAAAUUAUAAAUUUACACAUUGUAAUCCACUAUGCAAAAGCGGUUGCAUUUUUUAGAAUUACCUACCUAGAAAGAUCAAAUUAAUCGGAAAAACUCUCAGGAUUAGAAGUUUUUUUUACAGCCAAAAUAUCACGUUAUACAUAAUAAGAUGUCAAAUCAAUCUGCGUCAAUUUCAGGAUUGAUUUAUUUAUAUUGUGCAUUUCAAAUUGACCCUUGAUUAAAUCGAAUGCUGUUUAAAAUAAUUUGUAUAGACGGCUUUCAGGUUCUACGGUGGAAUUGUUCAUUAUUGUGAGUGUUUCUAUUGUAAAACAUCCAAAGACGUGUUGUUAAAAAACAAACUUGAAAUCCAAUCUGUUUGCAAAGCAGUCUUUCUCACAUACGAAGUGUCUUGGAGGUGCUUGUCGUGUACAGGAAAAUAAAACGGGGGGAAAACGUCCACAACUUUGACAUCGUUCCUCAUCUGAAUGGCUAGUUCAGCGGCAUUUAAACUGAAACGAAACAUAUUUUCAUGCUAUUUAUGCAUAUUUAAAUAAGCCUCGGCUAUAUUUUACUAAGAUGCUUUAUAAAGACACUAACACAUUUCUGGUUCAUCAGUUUUUCAAGAGAGAAUAUGUCAACGCAGUGUACGAUAUUAGAAAUCAAAACAAUACGGUAAUAAAAAAGCUUUUAACAAAUAAAAUCCCCCCCCUUUGAGACUUGUAAGACGCCCACAAAACAAAAUGCACAAGUACUCCAGAUCAUCUGAAAAAAAAUGAUGUUUCUGCACUUCACAUGAGACAUUUAAAAUGUUUUUUAUCUUGGUGUGCAAAAUGCAAAGAUGUUUCAAUGGCCAUGUACAAUGAAGGUGCUUAAAGACGUGUGUAAAUAUAUAUAUGAAGCCCUUCUGUGGCGACGGUGGGAACUUACUUGCACUAUUUGUUUGAUGAUGUUUUAUUAUCGGUUACAAAAUAUUGAUAUUUCUUAAAGAUUUAAAAACAUACAAAAAAAUAAAAAAUAAAAAUCACAGAACAUGUCUGAGAUAUGCACUUUACUCCUCUUUAACACAAGAACGAUUUCAGUGAAAGUCAUUUUUAUAAAUGUGUGUGGUAUUUGUAUAUUAGAUUAAUCCCUGGUAAACGGAAUCAAAGAACUGGAAUACAAUAAAAAAAAACUUUU